UUAGUGCGCAUGCGUGUUUACUUCCCCAGUAGCAGGUAAACUCAACUAAACCACCAUGGCGGCGAGAGGCCAUGUGCAAGACCCCAACGACCGGAGACUCAGACCCAUAUACGACUACCUUGACAAUGGCAACAACAAAAUGGCCAUCCAGCAGGCCGACAAGCUGCUGAAGAAGCACAAAGACUUGCACUGCGCCAAGGUGCUGAAGGCCAUCGGCCUGCAGCGGACUGGCAGGCAAGAUGAGGCCUUUUCACUGGCCCAGGAGGUGACCUCCUUGGAGCCGACAGACGACAACUCUUUACAAGCGCUCACCAUCCUCUACAGGGAGAUGCAUCGGCCUGAGUUGGUGACCAAAUUGUACGAGGCGGCGGUGAAGAAGGUCCCGCUCAGCGAGGAGUACCACUCGCACCUCUUCAUGGCGUACGCACGCGUCGGCGAGUACAAGAAGAUGCAGCAGGCAGGAAUGGCCUUAUAUAAAAUCGUCCCCAAGAAUCCUUAUUACUUCUGGUCUGUCAUGAGUCUGGUAAUGCAGGCCAUCUCGGCACAGGAUGAAAAACUAUCCCAAACCAUGUUUCUACCCCUGGCGGAGCGCAUGGUGGAGAAGAUGGUCAAAGAAGACAAAAUUGAAGCAGAAGCAGAGGUGCAGCUCUACUUCAUGAUCCUGGAGCGCUUGGGAAAAUGUGAGGAGGCGUUGGAAGUGAUCAAGGGUCCGCUAGGAGAGAAGCUGACCAGCGAGCUUCAGAGUCGAGAGAGCAAGUGCAUGAUGUUGUACCGGCGACUGAGACGCUGGCCCGAGUGCAACGCCCUGGCCCACAAGCUCCUGCUCAAAAAUCCUGAUGAUUGGCAGUUCUACCUGGCCUACUUCGACUCGCUUUUUCACCUCAUGGAUAUGUCGUGGAGUCCACCGGGGGAUGGAGAACACUGCUCGGAAGGCGCGGUUCACCACACCGUGGCGGAGGUUGUGAGGUUCGUGGAGGAGAGGAUUGCGGGCGAGGACGGCAAAGACGCUCGCUCGCUGCGGGGUCCUUACUUGGCGCGUCUGGAGCUCAUGCACCGGCUACGACAGCGCGCCCUUCCCCAGGAAGGCCAACUCGGAGAGCCUUUGGAGCUGAUGGUGCAGUUUUUCGUCAAGUUUGGCGACAAGCCUUGCUGCAUCACAGACCUCAACAUUUACCUCCACCUACUCGCCGCAGACCAACACGAGCAGUUCGUCAAGCGGCUGAGCGAGGCCGCCCCUCUGGGCCAGCCCGGACCCGACGGCUUGGCCUUCCCGGAUGACACCAAAGCGCUGCAGAGGCAUUUGUGCGUGUGUCAGCUGAGUCGGGCGCUCGGCCUGCAUCACGCCCUCGACGCCGCCGCCAAGCUGAGACUCGUUGCGGAGCUCAAGGCGCACUAUCGGCACGGCCUCAAGUUUGGGAAGAACGCUCUGAAAACUGAGCUGCAGUUUUCCGACAUGUAUUGCCUGAUGGCGGCUCACGUCUACAUUGACCUGUGGACGGAAAGCGGAGACGAGAAGAUGGCGUGGCUCAGUCUCGGCCUCCUCCAGGAAGGUUUGUCCAACAGCCCGUCCAACGCACAGUUCAAGCUGCUGCUGCUGCUCCUCUACUGCCGCCUGGGCGCCUUCGAGCCGGUGGUGGACCUCUACGCCAGCCUGGACGCUAAGCACGUCCAGCACGACACCAUCGGCUUCCUCCUAACACGCUACGCUCAGUCCUUGGGACAGUUUGCGGCCGCCUCGCAAGCCUGCAACUUUUCUCUCAGGUUUUUCCACUCCAAUCAGAAAGAUACCUCCGAGUACAUCAUCCAGGCGUACAAAUACGGCGCCUUUGAGAAGAUCCCAGAGUUCAUCACCCUCAGGAACAGGCUGAACCAGUCGCUGCAUUUCGCCCAGGUCCGCACCGAGAGGAUGCUGCUCGACUUGUUCCUAGAGGCCGACAUUGUCUUGAGUCUGGAGGAGAGUGUGAAGUCCAUGUGUUUGUCCGCAGAGGAAGAUGACAUUCCCUGGGACAACAUGAGGGACAACCGAGACCUCACGGUGUUCACCUGCUGGGACCCGAAUGAGCGGAAGUUGACCGAGGAGCAUCGGCGACGUUCCCUGGAGGAAGAGUGCGUGUGGCUGCGCUUACGUUCGCUCACACUGCGCCUCCUCGCAGCGGUGGCGGCGCUGGGCCACAAGUCCUCGCCGCAGAACUCGCCGGCGGCCACCGAGAACGGCGUGGCCGACAAGACCGCGUUGCUGCGUGGCCUCCUGGCGCAGCUUGGCCACAACCUGCAGACGGCCACGCAAAUGGCUGAGAGACGCACGCAGUAUCCCUUCCUGGGACCACCCGCCACCCGUCUGGCUGCCGCUCUGUCCAGUGGCAGCUGCCAGUGUCAAGCGGCAGCGCUGCAGCUGUCGCUCCACGUACACCAGCUGGACGCAGUCGGACUCGACGAGUCGUCGGAGCUGCAAACGCAGAUGUGUAACGCCUUCAAGUCGCUGGCCGUUCAGCUUCAAGAAAUGCUGACUAAAUGCAAAGGAGACCUACUGGACAUGAAGGAGGGCAAAUUAAAAAUCCGACCGUCUUUACUAGAAAACCUCAUCUUCUUUGUGGAGACGGUGUGCGUGGUCUUGUGGGUUGCCGGCUACUGCACCAAAGUCCUCCAGCCGCUCAAGUCCAGCCUACAGAAAAAGAAGAAGAAGAAAAAGGACGCGAGCAUAGCUCAGCCGAUGGUGGUGUGCGGCUUCCAGGAGCUGACGGCGAGCUUGCAGGACGUGCUCGCCCAGGCCCUGGAGCACAUUAAGGAACAGGAAGUUGGCAUAGCGGCGCUCAAACUGGCCGAUUUGUCCCUGGAAGGAUCCACGGAGGAGGAGUCAUCGUUUACGAGGGCGGCCAUGGACAAGCUGCAGAGCAGUCACCUGCGUUCGCUCCAGGAGGUGGCGGAGUUGCUCAAGAAGCGAGCAGACUCUUUGAAAAACCUCAAAAUCUGAGCGUCUUCAUGCUCGUCUGUUUGCCGUCAGCACAUUUCCGGGACGCUUUCAACUCUCAUCAUGCGCGUGCGCAACGCAUCCACAUAAACAGACACGCGCACGCUCGCCUAUCAUGGAGUCACAUGGUGACGUCCAGAUGCUCGUUUUUAGUCCAAUUAGUAAAUUAUUGUACAUAUUAGGUUAGAGUCCAAGAAACCACUAUUUCCUUUGCUCGAUCACUCGCGUCCCCUCCUCCCCUUAGUGUUGGCGCGCAAAGACGCCAGACUUAGGCUUCCAUCGGCGUUUCAUGUCGGCUUUCUUUUUUUCCAUGCUUUGUUCAUCUUGUUUCUGAAGGAAGUCAAGCACCUCUGUAGUCGCAGUAUUACAAAAAAAUAUCACAUAAACAGCUCCCUUCUAGAAAUGGCGGCGGUGGCGAGGUCACGUGACAUCCACAACAACCAGCAAAACAUUUACUUUUUUUUUUUUUUUUUUAAAGCUACUUGUGUGUGAGUGCACAUUUGUUUGGCGUGGAGACUAAUGUGAGCGCCCCAAAGCAAGGCACUGAGGCUUUAUGCAGUUCUGUCCUGUGUACGGGGCACUUAAAAUAAAACACACUUUGGACCUAAUUGUAAAUAGCCGAGAAGCUGCUGUGCGUGAGGGAGUUAGCGAAAAGUGUGUCCGUGUGUGUGCGUGAGUGCAUGCGUGUUAGAGCUCGUGUCAGAGCGGGCGCAUUUGAGAUCGUGAGGGAAUUUGCACCGCGUUUGAAAUCAUGCAAAUGUUUUGGGGGGUUUUUUUUCAGAGUUUUAAAAAUGCCUGUUAGCAUGUUUUAGUUUGAAACAGCAUCAAAUACAACCGCCUAAUGCCGCUAAUUCAACAAGUGACAAUUUUCACUUCUUUGCAACCUUAAAACUGCCUUGAAAAACUUUUUUUUUAACGCUCUCGUCAUUGGGAAGUUUGUUUAAAAACCAUUUGCAUAGUCUACAAAAAUCUGAAAAACAUUUGCAUUAUUUGGAUUGCCGCGUGUAAGAACGUCCUUGGUUGUGCAUGAAAAAGCGUGAGAGAAAGUGAAUCUGUGAGAAAAAAUGUGGGGGAGACGAAAGCGUGUGUGUGUGUGUGUGUGUGUGUGUGUGUGUGUGUGUGCGCGCGCGCGCGCGUGUGUGCGUGUGUGUGUGUGUGUGUGCGAAAGAGAAGGCUGCUGCAGUUGAUGGGGGUGUUGCUGUGCCAUUUUUGUUAUCGUUCCCUCUGACCUGAAAAACAAACUGUGGCGUCAAGUGUCUACUUUUGGCCGUUCGCGAUUAAAAGACGACUAUCAUAUUUGAUGUUACCUGACCAAAACAAUGAAAGCGAUCACACAAAUGAGCUCAAUGUACUCAAAUAUUGUGAAAAAGUUUGGCAGGUCACAUCAAGUUGCAGUUGGUCUCGUGUCCGCCUCCUGUCCAUAUCAGCAUCAUGAAGAAGUUCCGUUUUCUGUUUAGACUGGCCGCGAGACGUGUAAAAAAAAAAAAAGUGUGCUCAUGAUUGACAAUCUGGAUUGUGACCAUCUCAGCAUCCUCUUUUGUUAGAAAAUGGGAAAAUAGAAACACUGGAAUGUCAAAGCUUUUUUAAAUAAAUGUGAAAAACU
Messenger RNA from Hippocampus comes (tiger tail seahorse), 4571 nucleotides. It is a transcript of the gene naa25, whose product is annotated as N-alpha-acetyltransferase 25, NatB auxiliary subunit. Gene Ontology annotation, biological process: N-terminal peptidyl-methionine acetylation. Gene Ontology annotation, molecular function: protein binding. Lineage: Eukaryota; Metazoa; Chordata; Actinopteri; Syngnathiformes; Syngnathidae. The transcript is spliced from 23 exons. The coding region runs from base 56 to 2971 and encodes 971 amino acids. Gene Ontology annotation, cellular component: cytoplasm; NatB complex. The record is from RefSeq and is a predicted model, not a curated record.